AUGGAGGUUCGACGUCUCUUCCUCUCAGACAUGAUCAAAUUAUUCAGUAACAGCCGCGAAAACCGACGGUGUUUGUUGCAGUGUUCAGUAUGGCAGGACUGGAUGUUCAGUCUGGGCUAUAUCAACCCUAAAAACCCAGAGGAACAGAAGAUGAUGGAGAUGGUCUAUAGCCUCUUCAGGAUCCUGCUCUACCAUGCCAUCAAGUAUGAAUGGGGAGGUUGGAGGGUCUGGGUGGAUACACUCUCCAUCGCUCACUCCAAGGUAACUUACGAGGCCCAUAAGGAGUACCUGGCUAAGAUGUAUGAGGACUACCAGCGUCAGGAGGAGGAGAACAUUAAGAAGGGGAGGAAGGGUCUGGUCAGCACCAUCUCAGGCCUGCAGGACCUCCAGGCCGGGGGCAUCCAGGGGAACAUGGAGAUCAGAGAGGUAGACGACCACUCUCAGACACAGACCCCGGAGAGCGAGGCCGACUACCCCGAGACUUCCGGCCACCCCCGGAACAUACUGUCGGAGGCGAAGACAGGGGAGGAGGAGGGGCUCGAGGGGACAGAGAGGACGGGGUCAGGGGUCAGAGUGGAGGUUCAUGACCUGCUGGUGGACAUCAAGGCUGAGAAGGUGGAAGCCACAGAGGUGAAGCUGGAGGACCUGGACCUGUCUCCAGAGCCGCUGGGCGUGACAGUGGGUGUGGCUGGGAGUGUUGUCUCUGAGGACAGGGGCGGGGCGUUGGUCCAGGUGGACUCCCUAUUGGACAACGUGUACUGUGCUGCUGUAGAGAAGCUGAGCAGCAGCGCCGCCAGCGGAGUAAUGGUCCCCAACGCAACCGUCGGUGUAGCCACCGACAACCACAACACCGGUCCCCUCAUCACCCUCGCUGACGACGACAAGGACAGUCUCCCUAGCAACAGCAGCUUCCUGUUUGGCCAGGAGGAGCCCCUGGUCCUGCCAAGUCCUGGUUCUAACCCCCAACCAGACCCCGAGCCCACAGUCCCCCCGGCUCGCAGCCAUGACCUGGGCCUGCUGGCCCACAUGACGGGCAGCUCUGAGCUGGGGAUCAUCGGCAUGGUCAGUCCUGGUGGUCCAAUCAACAGCAUCAUGGAGGAGGAGAGGUUGAAGCUCCAGACCACCCUGGGUGACGUCACCUCAAUGUCCAGGGAAGAGGCCUGCUCUAAGGGGUCAGUGUUCACAGACACGGGGGCUGGAGCUAGUGCUGGAGGGUCUGGGGUGUCGGAGGGGGGAGAGCCCUCGGCUGGUGUGAAAGGUAGUGGGGCGGAUGCAGUCAGCAACACCUCAGGCACAGAGAGGUCAUACGACAGAAAGGACAAAGAGAUUAAGAAGAUACAGACCACUGCUACUACACAGUCCCUGCACGGUCGUACGGCGGCCCAGUUAGAGCGUGCCCUGCGUGUGGACCUGGGCUUCAGAGGGAUGCCCAUGACAGAGGAGCAGCGCCGCCAGUUCAGCCCUGGCCCUCGCACCACCAUGUUCCGCAUCCCAGAGUUCAAAUGGUCGCCCAUGCACCAGCGCCUCCUCACCGACCUGCUGUUGGCCCUGGAGACAGACGUCCAUGUCUGGAGGAGCCAUUCAACCAAAUCUGUCAUGGACUUUGUCAACAGCAAUGAGAACAUAAUCUUUGUCCACAACACCAUCCACCUCCUCUCUCAGAUGGUAGACAACAUCAUCAUCGCCUGUGGAGGGAUCCUUCCUCUGCUCUCUGCUGCCACCUCUCCUUCUGCUGAGUUGGAGAACAUCGAGGCAGUCCAGGGCAUGUCUUCAGAGACGGCUGUUUCCUUCCUUUCCCGUCUCAUGGCCAUGGUGGACGUUCUGGUGUUUGCCAGCUCACUCAACUUCUCUGAGAUAGAGGCUGAGAAGAACAUGUCCUCUGGAGGCCUGAUGAGACAGUGUCUACGACUGGUGUGUUGUGUAGCAGUGAGGAACUGUCUGGACGUUAGACAGAGACAGAGGGACAGAGGGACCAACAGUAAGAGCCAGGACAACCUGUAUGGUACAGCAUCUGCCAACAAGGACCCUGACAGGCUUUUACAGGACGUCGACAUCAACCGUCUGAGAGCUGUCGUGUUCCGGGAUGUGGAUGACAGUAAGCAGGCCCAGUUCUUGGCCCUAGCGGUGGUCUACUUCAUCUCUGUCCUCAUGGUGUCAAAGUACAGGGACAUCCUGGAACCCCAAAGAGAGCCCAACAGGAUGAUCAGCCAAUCAGCAUGCAGCAUUCGCCACGAGAUCAACUCACCUACCAGCACAGAGACCCCACUGGCCUACCCUGACCACAAUAAGGAGCCCCCCACCCCUGUAGAGGAGCUCCACAUAGGGGGAGGAUCUCUGCCGCACACUGACUCUGGCAUUGGAGAGGAACAGGUGACCAGUGUGUUAAAUGGGGCAGACCUGGAACCUUCAGGACCCGGGCGUGUUCACAUCAUGUCCGCCCUGCUCGGCAGCCUUUCCUCUGGGGAGAAGCAUAGCCAGGAGUUCCUCUUGGAGCCGCCUGGCCUGGAGGUUCUAACAACCGCCUCCUCCAUCUCCUCGAUCAGUCAAUCAAACAUCAACGUCAGAGAGAUUCUGAAGAGCCUAGUGGCUGGGCCAGUAGAGGGGUGGAGCCUGGACCAGAGCCCCUCCCCUACCCUGAUCCUGCUGUACAGAGAGAGACCCAUCACCCCAUGCUGCCCAUGCAGUUUCACUCCUUUGACAGGAGUGUGGUGGUCCCAGUGAAGAAGCCUCCACCAGGCAGUCUGGCUGUGAACACGGUUGGACACACAUCCUCCAGUAGCCUGGCAACAGGCUC
Molecule: messenger RNA, 2794 nt
Organism: Oncorhynchus nerka (sockeye salmon)
Lineage: Eukaryota; Metazoa; Chordata; Actinopteri; Salmoniformes; Salmonidae
Product: neurobeachin-like
Exons: 14
Coding region: 1-2721 (906 amino acids)
Biological process (GO): intracellular protein localization
Cellular component (GO): cytosol; membrane
Molecular function (GO): protein kinase binding
Source: RefSeq, a predicted model, not a curated record